UAGAAGUCCGAGCUCAAGAUUCCAAAGGCUGAAAUCGAGUAUAAAAAGGACGUGAUGACAAUAUUUAACUACCUAGGUAGGUACUUAUUGAUGAAGAUAGGUUACGGGUAACAUCACCCCGCGACGAUAGGGGUAACAGUAACACCCCCGCGGUAACGGGUUCGAUAGAUGCCCAAGAAGCGCAGUCCGCCCAAAUUAUCAACCUGGAUUUGUAAUUUUCCACGGGAAAGUAGGCGACAUUCCAACUCCGAAUAUCAACGAAGAAGCCGCGGUGUACGAGACUUGACAGUGCAAAAUGAGCAACGCGUUUUCAACGGGCUACGGCAUUAGCUCGCCCACGUCGACAGAACCAGGAACGCUCAUUUCUACACCUUCCACGUCGAGAGCAAACAGCACCAGUCUGUCUAGUUCUGAAAACUUUCGAUCCGGCCCAUUGAACCUCACAUCUUUGAGCACGACUUCGUGGAGGCAGCCGUAUGCUUCUGUUGGGCAGUUCGCUACGAUAGAACCGGGACUCGUCGUUGCCGCCGGCCCAAAUGGUCUUUUCUAUUUCAAGCGCAUACGAGACCACGCCGCUACACCGUGGUCUGAAUCUCGCCCAUUGCCCACUGAAGGAGUGAUACUUAAUGAGUCAACUGUGUCUGGCCUGGCGCUGCAUGAUACGGGAUUGCGGCUUCACCUAUGUUGCAUUUCGGGCGGUGUCAUACAUACUUUCUAUCUCACUGGUGAUAAUAAUCUUUUGCCGGAUAGAGGCAAUCCGCCCCCCUUGGGAAAACACAGGGCUAUGGGCAAGCCGAUGGUUGUGCGAAGCGGUUACAAUCGAUUGAGCCUGGUCGUCCCGUGCCAAUCUGGUGGUCUGCUUCAUACGUCUGGUAGUUAUUACUCUUUUCCAACACGAUGGGAGCGUGUAGAUUAUCUCGCCACGGAUUUAGGUGUAAUUUCAGGCGUCUCCGUCACGGAAGUACGCACCCAUCCCCACGAUCAUGAGCCUGAACUCGUAGCGGUCUGCAUUUCAGAAGGCCAACUCCAUGUCGUUCAGGGUCCCUUCAGUCUUGGCGGUGGUCGCCCUCCUAGUCGGUGUAAGUGGGGAGGCAAGACUUCUAUUAGGAUACUACAACCGGGCAAGGUAACAGGAAACCCUGUGCUUAUCACUGAUGAUAAUCAUGGUCAAGCCCAGCUUGACCUGCUGGUGCCCUCGGCGGAGGGGGGAAUCUUUCAUUUCGUUCGUACGCACUCUGCACCCAACGAGUGGCACAUGAUCGGGCGCGUUGCAUUUCCUCAGGAUACGCCACCUGCCUCCUGUCUGUCUUUUUACCCUCGGUCUGAUACUCGUGGAACACGCGAGUUGCAUGCCAUGGUCCAAAUUGGCGGUCGCCUAUACCACACCAAAACAACCAACGAUCAGCUGCCAUGGUACAACGCCCGUCUAAAUCCGAUCGUGCAUCCAGGUCCCUUCUUCGACUGAAGAUACGAGCAUUGCUGCGUCCUGUGUCCCUUAUCGCCAUCAUGUACCAUUGUUGCAGGUCACGCCAUCUGUGCCUCUUAGCUAGGCCGAUAGGGCUUCUUUGGCAGGCAGUGUAGAAGGCAGCAGAUAGUCAUAUAAAUGCAGACAAAAUACUCGGCCUCAUUCCAAAAGAACUUGAUAGACAUCGAGGAUUAAGGUCAAGUAUACUGAGAUGUAAAUCAUAAGUAUGAGUUUGAUAAAUAAAAAAGGGUUGGGUGAGUUUGAAAU
This is a messenger RNA of Hypoxylon trugodes, 1732 nucleotides long. RefSeq lists its product as uncharacterized. NCBI's taxonomy places the organism in Eukaryota, Fungi, Ascomycota, Sordariomycetes, Xylariales, Hypoxylaceae. The record is from RefSeq and is a predicted model, not a curated record. The transcript has a single exon. The coding region runs from base 296 to 1465 and encodes 389 amino acids.